Molecule: messenger RNA, 4426 nt
Organism: Stylophora pistillata
Lineage: Eukaryota; Metazoa; Cnidaria; Anthozoa; Scleractinia; Pocilloporidae
Biological process (GO): signal transduction
Source: RefSeq, a predicted model, not a curated record
CAUUUCUGAUCCAGUGCAGGAUGCGAUGCGAUUGCGGAUCUGAAUAGACCAAACCAUCUUUGUAAACCGCAAUGGAGGGAGCCAAGGAACAGUAGUCUGGACCGGAAGAAAUAAUCCGUGCUCUUAAAUAUGUUGAUAAUGAAACUUUCUCGAUGCCUUGACGGUGAGAAAUAUAAAUGUCACUAUUUAAGAUGGCCAUCUAUCCGACGUUUCCCCAUUCGUUUUGGUACUAUACAACUGCUGCUUGGGAGCUCGAAAUUUUUCUUUCCGAAGAAACGCAUUACCACUGGCACCUUUCUCGUAAUAUAAAGCCACACAAUUUAUGAUGUCUACCACAUUGUCCACUUCUAUCAGCUCUGGUGUGGCCAUACUGUGCCCAGACUUACUUUAAUAGGAAACGCACAGUCCAAAGGAUCGUCCAGGUCCGACAGGUCCAUCCAGGCAAAAGCAGAAAAGGUCAAAUCCGUCAACAAAACAGGAAUGAGUGCAGGAUCUUAGACAUCUUAACGAACGUGACUUCUAACCUCAGUGAUUUGACACCUCUUUCCGAGUGACGAAAGCGGCGGAAAUAGUAAAACCGGGAAAGACGAACAACACAAAAUAGUGAUAAUGGGCAAAAUUUGACAGGCUUCACUUCCUUUGACACUCAGCUUGACUACAAAGGCGGUAUACACACUUAAGAACCUUUUUCGUUUUCAGUCAACGCUAAUGAAUUUUUAAUCAAGACAAAACUAAAUUCCCGUAUCCCGCUAUUUUUUCCUUGCGAUUCCCGAAUCCCAUCCCCAUAAAAAUAGGAAAUCCAGCUCCCGCUGGCUGUUAAAAUUCCCGCAUCCCGCUUCUGUUUUCAGCUCAUCCCGAACAUCACCACGAAAAAUAGCCAAAUCCCACAUCCCGCCAAACCUAUUGUGGACCCUCUAGAAAGUGUCUCCCAUGCUUUAUUUUAAAACCUUAAAAGAGUCUAACUGGCAAAGGGUAUGCAAUUUUUGAAAAUUAUGAAUACUUCUUGUAUAACUAUAAAUCAGAAUUGAUUAGAACACAAAGAGUAAGUUUACUUCCUUUCUUCAGUACGAGAUAUAAAUGAAUGGUAAUUUGCUACUGAAAUCGCUGACUGGCAAAGGUGCGUUGUAAUAAUUUUAUUUGAUUAACUUCACGAUUUUUUUUUUUUACCAUUUGAAGGGAAGCUUGGAAAAAAAUUUCUUAAACAAGUAUCUGUUGCCUUUCAGUUGCCCUGAAGAGCGACAAAAGCUGACCGUUAGCUUCUAUUGUUUUUUACAUGGUGAUAUAAUCACGAUGGGCGCGUGUAAAAUUUAAACUUAACUUAGCUGAAAAUGGGAACGUGUUAACAAGAUGGGACACAUUUUUGAUUCCGGGGAGGAUAACAAAUAAAGAAAUAGAAAAAAGGAAUAAUGUUAAGGUUCCUUUGGUAAUCCUCAGAGAAAAAUGUUUCAAUGCCCCUUUGGAUAGUAGAUACCUACAGACAAUUUGAUGGCGGCCCCUUCCUAAACCAAAUGAAACUGCAAUUUUAUUCUGGAUAUCUCUAAAAGUGGUACUAGCAGAAAUAGAGUCAGCUAAAAAGAAAGAUGAGUUUAAAUAGAUAGAUAAAUCAAUUUCAAUUGAUUAAUAUCGCCACCGUUACAGCUGUCAAAAUUAGCAAUUUGACAAGAUGAGCGUUAUUGCCGAAGAAAGAUAGGUUUUCACGGAAAGUUUCCUUCCACCAGCUGUUAAGUUUGCCUGUUGACCUUUUCUCACCCAUAAAUGACAGACCUUAUCUCAUCCCAAAGCAUUGAUUACUUUAGAGAAAAUCAUUGUUAACUUGCCAAGUUUUUCUCCUGAUGUGCUGUGUAGAGUAUCAAGUGACUCGACUGAUACACAACAGCAAAUUUUGUCAAACGGAUUGCCAACUCUCCGAAGACUUUUGAUUCGCCAUAAUGAAAGCAAGUACACAAAAUAGCUGUCCUUCUUUCGCAUCAGUAAUUUCCGUUCUAUCUGUCUUGUUCUACUGCGCUGGAUUUUUACGUUUUGAAGUGGAACUGAGCAGUCAGAGGAACAAAAUUGGUGCUCUUGAAGAUGCCUUGGCUACCGUCAAAACCGACGAACAGUUCGCACAGAGUUUGGCUACGGAGUCUCAGUCUAAAUUCAACCGGAACAGGCGCAACGCUGAUCCAAUAAAGAAUAGAACAGAAGAAAAAGAGUCAUCGGAAGUCUUACUGAAGAUCAACAAACUUCUGUCGAGCGGUAGGCUUCAGUUGAGUCUGUCAAAUGGUCAUACCAGCCUGCGUGGGUCACCAGGACCCCCCGGUCUACCUGGACCGAGGGGAAAGAGAGGGAGACCUGGUAGCAAAGGAGACAGAGGUCUGAUGGGAUCACCUGGAAAAAGCGGUAAGCAAGGCAUUAUUGGACCUUCUGGAAUGAAGGGGGACACUGGACCCAAAGGAGAGAAAGGAGAUAUAGGAGCGACAGGCAUGUCGGGAAUGAAAGGGGAGCCUGGGGAAUCGAUAUCGAGUCCUACUGUUGUAGUUUCUCCAGAAAUUUGGACUGUGAACGAGACCGAAUCAACGACUUUCCAGUGCUCAGUCAGUGGUAAUCCCAAGCCAACAAUAAAGUGGGAUAAGCUAGUCAAUGGAUUGGAACUAGAGAAAAGGAUGGUGCCAGAAGGACGACUGCAAUUGAGGAAUAUUAGAGAAGGUGACGCUGGCUUGUAUCAGUGUUCAGCGGCAAACAUCUUAGGAAAGGCUCAGAAAGUGGUUCGACUGGUAGUAAAUGUUCAUCCGCGUAUUUUUCUCAAUCCUGGACCAAUGUACGCCAUUACAGGAAGCAACACAACUCUUCCAACCUGUCACGUGACAGGGCAUCCACGGCCAGAUGUCAAAUGGCUCAGACCGUUUGGUCAGUUACCACAAGGAAGAGUUCAGUUGAACAACAACAACAGCACGCUGACAAUAUUGGACGUUCGCCGCAAUGAUUCUGACAACUAUGUAUGUACGGCGUCAAACCUUCGUGGUAGAGCUGUAGGAAAAACUCUGCUUUUCGUGGUCUCUCUUCCAAAAUUUAUAUUUAAACCGCCAAAGAGAGUAACAGCAUAUCCCGGGAAAAUUUUGAAGCUGAACUGCAGUGUAACUGGAGAUGGGCACUCAGUGAUUAGCUGGAAAAGACAAGAAGGCGAACUGCCCGCGGGGAGGAGUUUUAUAUCAAAGGGAGGACUGGUUAUCACAGAUCUACAGCGUCAAGAUGCUGGAAACUAUACGUGUAUUGCUACAAUAGCAGGAAAACGUUUCACCGAGGUUUCCACUGCUGUGAAAGUUAAAGAAAGCUGUUCAGCAGUCAUAAAGACUGUUGGUACGCCUGUCCUUCAUCUUUCACGACGGACCACUCAAGGAGCCUGGAUGAAGGACCCGCUUGGAGUUAUGGGAAAAGACACCAUAUUUGUAAUGAAAUUUUAUUCUGGUAGAAAGGUGGUUGAAGAAUAUGAAAACAUAGCAAAGUUAAAGAUAGGCGUGACUCGUAAACAGUACAGUCUGCCUCACAACUGGCACGGGACGGGAGCAGUGGUAUAUGGGUCAUACCUCUACUACAACAGAGCUGGAACAUCUUACAUAAACAGGUAUAAUCUGCAGACAGAGCGUCUCGAGGGCACUGUAACACUUAGUGAUUUCACACCCGGGACCCACUACCAGUGGGGUGGAUACAGUGGAGUGGACUUAGCAGUUGAUGAGCAUGGAUUGUGGGUGUUGUGGGGAAGUUAUAGUAACAACAAACGUCUGAAAGCGGCAAAAAUCGACGUAAAUAGCAACCGAAUAACGCGAACGUGGGCCUUGAACACAGAACCAAUGCAGUCAAUUGGCAAUGCUUUUGUAGCCUGUGGAGUGAUUUACUGUAUUGACAGUUGUAACGGGAAUCCCACGACCAUAAACUUUGCCUAUGACACUAAAACAGGAAAACAUUGGAAUCCGAACAUACGGUUUAUAAACCAGUACGGCUAUAACUCCAUGGUGGAUUAUAACCCCAAAGAGAGACUGCUGUACGCUUGGGACCUUGGGAGACUCGUUACUUACUCCCUCGCAUUUCAAUAAACCGAGAGGAUCAUGGAGGUCACAAGCAUGCUCGGUUUACUAUUUAGGGGACAUUUUAUUAAUAAUCAGAUUACUUUGAUGCAGAUCCAUAAAUUGCAACGAAAAAUGAAGCAUUGUCACAUUGUAAAAUUAAUGGGACGAUUCAGUGGGAUGUUUUGUGACAAAAAAAUUCCGGCCUAGAUCCGUAAGCCAGAUACCGCUGAUAGUCACAUUAUCUACUUGAUUUGUUGACUGUAGUUUCUUCAGGAGAUUUCCAUAGAAUUCGAACUUAAACGAUUUCAACUGAGUAGUUUUUUGUGAAUGUGUAAAUCAGUGUUGCUUAUUUGAAAAUACACAGGAGCAAACUUGUUAUCGUA